This is a messenger RNA of Cheilinus undulatus (humphead wrasse), 2940 nucleotides long. RefSeq names its product DEAD (Asp-Glu-Ala-Asp) box polypeptide 31 (gene ddx31). Bases 115 to 2394 code for a protein of 759 amino acids. Lineage: Eukaryota; Metazoa; Chordata; Actinopteri; Labriformes; Labridae. Gene Ontology annotation, molecular function: nucleic acid binding; RNA helicase activity; ATP binding. The record is from RefSeq and is a predicted model, not a curated record. The transcript is spliced from 21 exons. Gene Ontology annotation, cellular component: nucleus. Gene Ontology annotation, biological process: ribosome biogenesis.
UUAAACUACUGCGCAUGUCCAACAAAAACAGCUGUGAAGGAGGCGGGGCGUCAGUGACGUAUCAGGAAGCUUUCCCCAUGCGUGUUGUGGAUCCCAGAGAUAAAACGUGUAUUAAUGAUGUCAUCAGGAGACGAGCAGCUGUGUCUGAACAUCUGCAGCAGUUUUUCCCCCUCAUCACUGUCCAGGAAGAAACAUCUGAGUUCUCAGCAGAGAUGGGCCAUAAAGAAGCAGAAAGCAGAGAAGAGGAGGUUCAGCUCCCCAGAGAAGGAGCAUGCAAAGAUGAAGGGAGGCUCCUUUAAAAAGAGGAGACUCCAGCACACUGACACAGCAGAGGAUGAGCAUGAGGAGGCUCAGUCUGCAGGCACUCAGUCUCCACUCACAGAGGAAACAGACAGGAAAGAACCACAGAAGAAGAAAAGAGAGAAUGAGAAGAAGAAGGAUGGAGUCAAAGAAACAGGAAGGAGCAACAUUAAGACUUCCUCUUUAUUUAAACAUAAUCCAGAUAUCCCAGAGAUCCAAAGACCUUCCGUCUCUCAGGUAAAGGAGAAGAUUUUCACCAGUGACUCAUUUUCAGACCUGGACCUUCACCCACACCUGGUGGCAACACUGAACAAAGUCCUGAAUGUUUCCACAGUUACUAGUGUUCAGAAACAGACAAUUCCAGUUCUUCUGUCAGGACGAGACGCUGUUGUCCGGUCUCAGACAGGAUCAGGUAAAACCCUGUCCUACGCCGUCCCUGUUGUCCAGAGUCUACAGGCGGUCCAGCCCAAGGUUAGCAGGUCUGAUGGUCCUCUGGCUGUCGUCAUUGUCCCAACCAGAGAGCUUGCCCAGCAGACAUUUCAGACCUUCCAGAAGCUCUUAAAGCCUUUCACAUGGAUUGUCCCAGGCGUUCUGAUGGGAGGAGAGAAGAGAAAAGCUGAAAAAGCCAGGCUACGAAAAGGCAUCAACAUUCUGGUUUCAACUCCUGGACGUCUAGUGGAUCAUAUCAAAAACACCCUGAGCAUCGCCUUCAGUGCUGUCCGCUGGCUGAUUUUAGAUGAGGCUGACCGGACGUUGGACUUGGGUUUUGAGAAGGACCUGACAGUCAUUUUAAACAGCCUGAACUCCACAGGACCAAGCAGACAGAACGUCCUCCUGUCUGCUACAAUGACAAGUGGUGUGACUCGAUUAGCAGAUAUCUGUCUGUCUGAUCCAGUCAGCAUCCACGUGUCUGGUUCUGCCUCCACUGACUUCACAGGCACUACCUCUGACCUAAGCACAGCCAGCCAAUCAGAGAGCUUUGCUGUACCAGAGGCUCUAAAGCAGUUUGUGGUGGUGGUUCCCAGUAAGAUCAGACUGGUUUGUUUGGCUGCCUUCAUACUGGACAAAUGCAAGUUUUCACAGAACAACAAACUCAUCAUCUUUGUAUCAAGCUGCGAGGCCGUCGAGUUCAUACACUCGCUCUUCACCUCCAUCCUCUCAGGCCCCUCAUCAAACAAUAAGCCCAAACUCAGCUUUAUGCGUCUUCAUGGCAACAUGAAGCAGGAAGAGCGCUUAGAGGUCUUUCAGGAGUUUUCAGUAUCUAAGUCUGGAGUCUUGUUCUGCACGGAUGUGGCAGCCAGAGGUCUGGACCUUCCUCAAGUUACCUGGAUCAUUCAGUACACUCCUCCAACUGCAGCAGCAGAAUACGUCCACCGUGUCGGUCGGACAGCUCGGAUCGGAGGACAAGGAAGCAGCCUCCUGUUCCUCACACCUGCCGAGACCGCCUUCAUCACUGAGCUGGCCAGUUACAAUAUCAGUCUAUCAGAGAUGAAGCUGUUGGACAUUCUCUCAAGUCUGAUGAUGGACGACAUGUAUAAGGGACGGGGGAAAUACCACAGCAAGAGUUCCUCCAAGGCUCUGGAGCAGGAGACCAGAGAGAGAGCGACGGUUCUGCAGACCGAGUUUGAAAACUUUGUUCACGCAGAUGCUCAGUCCGUGCAGAAUGCCAAGAAAGCACUGCAGUCCUUCCUGCGAGCGUACACCACCUACCCCGCAAACCUCAAGCACAUCUUCCACAUCCGCUCCCUCCACCUGGGACACACUGCCAAGAGCUUCGGACUCCGAGACGCCCCACGGGGCCUGAGUGCUGUCACUGAGCAUGCAAAGGGCCCAAAUAAAGGCCGUGGGGCUAAAACCCACAACCAGAACAAGAACCAGAACAGGAGUCCAGUGAAGAAGCAGAACAAGUCAAGCAGUGGUCAGACUGCAGGACAGAGAAGAACCGGAGAGAAGAGGUUUUCUCCUGGUCAGAGGGAGCUCAAUCUGUUCCGCUCAGAGUUUUCCAGUGGAAUGGAGGGAGGAGAUGCCAAGAAGAAGAAGAAGAAAAAGAAGAAGUUUGGUCAGUCAGGAGAAGAGGAUGACGUUGAAAAAUAAGAAGGUGCAGCAACUGACUGACACAUCACUGUGGAAUAAGACAUGACUGACUAUAAGCUCUGAGGCUAGAGCACAGGGAGGCACAGACAUAUUUACAGGAUGAUUAGAAGUCCUUGAGAAUCCUGGAAAGGUCUGAUUUGUGUUAAGGACCUGUAGCUGUUCUCAAGAUGAUUUGAGCACAUGUCGUUCAUCAUGAUAAUGCAAACUGAGCCAAAGAUGACAGAACUGUUUUUGUAGACAGCUUCAACAGAAACAUUUUAAAGGAUGAUUUUGUUUUUCUGUGACUCAGUUUAACUGCAGGAUAAACUUUAUCCCUCUGUGUUCAGGUUGCUUUGGCAACUCACGCUGGACAUCUGUGUACAAAGUUGUGUGAAACAUUUUCUAACAGGACUUCCGCUUUGACAUUGAAAAAAAAUUUAUUGCUUAAUUCCUCUCAAAAUUUAGAAAAAUUAUGCAAAAUGUUUAAAUAUGAAUAACUUGUUUUUUUUGGAGCUGAAUGAAUUUAAUGAAGAUGUAGAAAUAAAAAAGAAAUUCUUAUUUACUCAA